AUGGCGGCAACUGCGCAGCCAGACCCCCUGACAGCCAUUCGCACCUUCUUUGCCGAGAAACCCGCCGAGGUCCAGCAGAAACUGGAUGUCUGGACAGCAAAGCAGCCGGCGUGGGUGGAGGGCGUGGUGGCGGGCAUCAAGGGCAGUGGCCAGGGCCUGUUCCUGGGCCUGAUCAUGGGCACGAUGGGCAAGAUGAACAUGGAGGCAGCAGCCUCAAGCGGCGCGCCCAUGGCGCCUCAGAUGCUCAACAUGGGCGGCCCCGUCACCCAGGCCCGCAACUUUGCGGUGAUGACGGGCGUGAACGCGGGGGUGCAGGCGAUGAUGAAGCGCUGGCGCGGCGGACGCGAGGACGUGCAGAACCAGCUCGUAGGCGAGUCGCUGCUGCUGCUGCGGGGCCACGGACGUGGCUUCUUCAGCGGCGCCAGCUUCUCGCUGGUUUCCGGCGGCAUCUCCAACCCAGCGGCCGUGCCCGGCGCGGCCGCGCCAAACCCGCUCAUGGCGGCCUUCUCCGCGGGCGUCGUGUUUGCGCUGUUUCAGGGCGCCUUCUUCAAGCUGGGAGAGAUCUGGUCUGGUCCCAAGGCGGCCGACACAGAGUACGCCCGCGUCAAGGCCAUGCUCACCUCGCUGAACCUGCCGCAAUACGAGAAGAAUGUGAGGAAGGGCAUGCUGAACGACACCACCAUAGGCCUCUGGGACAAUGCGGCGCUGCAGGAGGUGCGCAUCCCGGCGGGGCCGCGGCUGCUCAUCCUGGCGCACAUCGAUCAGUACCGCCACAUCCUGCGGCCCGCCAUGCCCAUCCCCAAGGCGCUGCCUCAAGACUACUGA
Messenger RNA from Chlorella variabilis, 825 nucleotides. RefSeq lists its product as hypothetical. Bases 1 to 825 code for a protein of 274 amino acids. NCBI's taxonomy places the organism in Eukaryota, Viridiplantae, Chlorophyta, Trebouxiophyceae, Chlorellales, Chlorellaceae. Gene Ontology annotation, biological process: protein insertion into mitochondrial inner membrane; protein targeting to chloroplast. Gene Ontology annotation, cellular component: chloroplast inner membrane; TIM22 mitochondrial import inner membrane insertion complex. Gene Ontology annotation, molecular function: transmembrane protein transporter activity. The transcript is spliced from 9 exons. The record is from RefSeq and is a predicted model, not a curated record.